Molecule: messenger RNA, 986 nt
Organism: Effrenium voratum
Lineage: Eukaryota; Dinophyceae; Suessiales; Symbiodiniaceae
Source: the annotation of a GenBank genome assembly
AGCAUCUGGUGGCCGUGGCUUGCUUCAUGGCGGCGUCCGUGCUAUGUAGAAAUGCUUGCGGCCGGGAAUGCGGCAAAGGUGCUGACGGAAGAGUUUUCACCACUUGCUGCAAAAGUUGCGCAUUUUUGAAAGAGAAGCAUGGCUACUGCGGCCACGACAUUGAUUGUGACAUCCGCGCAAACGACGCCGUGUGUCCGCCUUGGUAUUGGAAGGCCGCCGCAGAGUGGCCUGGCAGCUUCCACGAAGAAGUCGGGGGCGAAUACGUCAAAGAGAUGGGCACCAAGAUCCUGCGGCGGCGCCUGCCGGAGUGGCGGGUGCUGCGCUGCGAACGGAUCGAGGUGCGCAGAAAGCCCAGGAUCCGCGAGAGAGGAGUCCGCAAGGCGGACAUCCAACCGGAAACGGCGGAGAGCAUUCAGUUUUCCGCCAACACCACGCUGGAUCAUGGGGUGAAUGAGGUUUGGCUACUGCACGGCACCUCGGAGGAGGCCGCCAAGGGGUGCUUCGGCACCGGGGUCUACUUCGCCGACGACGCCAAGAAGAGCAACCAGUAUGCCAAGGGCCGCACGGAGGACAACUGCAAGAUCAUGCUGCUGUGCCGCGUGAUCUUGGGCAACGUUAUGGUGCUGCCCAAGGGCCAAGACCGUACUGCGGACCGCUUUGCGGAGGAUCCCCAUGUCGCGCGGCUACGGCGGACCCGGCUGUGGUGCAAGACGCGUGGCAGGGACGAGACUGGAAGCAAGACGCGCGGCAGGGACGAGACUGGACGAGACUGGAUGGUGGACACGCGGCUUGGCGUGCGAGCAGACCAUACCAAAAUCGGAGGCAAGACGCUGGCAGGACGAGACUGGACGUGGGCCGAGCGGCUCGGCACGCGCAAGACGCAUGGCAGGGGCGAGACUGGACGUGCGCCGAGCGGCUCGGCAUGCGCGGGGUCCAUUUUUUCCGUGAACAUCAUCCAGGUAAACACGCUGCGCAUUCGCACUUGA